This is a messenger RNA of Stylophora pistillata, 2581 nucleotides long. Its product is annotated as phosphatidate cytidylyltransferase 1. The record is from RefSeq and is a predicted model, not a curated record. Gene Ontology annotation, molecular function: phosphatidate cytidylyltransferase activity. Gene Ontology annotation, cellular component: endoplasmic reticulum membrane. Lineage: Eukaryota; Metazoa; Cnidaria; Anthozoa; Scleractinia; Pocilloporidae.
GAGAUCCUGGCGAGCCUUGCACCCCGCCAUUGAAACACAAACCACCUACUGAUCAGAACCUAACCGCUUUAAAGUUCACCUUUGAUGGAGCUCAACUUCCAGCACUUGUGGUGAAAAUCGACCUCGCACAGGAGAUAAUCUCCUUGGGAAAUGUCCACAGAAGUAAGUGCGACAAGGAGACGUGGAAAAGAAGGCUUACCUGCGAAUGGAUCGAGUGAAGAUCUUUUAGAUGGUCUGAAGAGAGAGGAAAAUAAAAACCAAGAAGAUCAGGAAUUACAACCCUCAGAAGAUAAAAGAGAAUCUUAUUCAGACUCAGCUCCAACAGAACAACCAAGCAUGUUAGCAAGUUUGAAUCCACGGUGGAGGAACUGGUGGAUCAGAGGAAUGUUCACUUUGGUGAUGAUAGGAGGUUUCUCCAUUAUUGUAUACUUGGGUCCUUUUGCUUUAAUCCUGUUGAUCCAGUGUAUUCAAAUCAAGUGUUACCAUGAGAUCAUCUGUAUUGGACACAAGAAAUAUGAAAAAUACAAUCUGCCAUGGUUUAGAUCCCUAAGUUGGUAUUUUCUUGGAUGUGCAAACUUUUUCUUUUAUGGCGAGAGUAUAACAGAUUAUUUUAAUGGUAAUCCAAACCCACAAGUGGAUGAUGCAUCAGAGGAAGUUGUGAAAACAUACAUAACCUAUCACAGGUUGAUUUCAUAUUCACUUUACUUAAUUGGUUUUAUUUUAUUUGUGUUGAAUUUAAAAAAAGAACACUACAAAGUGCAAUUUUCACUGUUUGGCUGGACCCAUGUGACAUUGUUGAUUGUUGUCACCCAAUCACACCUCAUCAUGCAGACCUUGUUUGAGGGACUUAUUUGGUUCUUUUUACCAGUCAGUAUGGUAAUUUGCAACGAUAUCUUUGCAUAUGUUUUUGGAUUCUUUUUUGGCCGGACACCUCUUAUCAAGCUGUCACCCAAGAAAACAUGGGAAGGUUUCAUUGGUGGAGGGGUGACAACAGUGAUAUAUGGAUGGCUUAUCUCUUAUUUCAUGUGUCAGUAUCAGUAUUUCAUCUGCCCAGUGGUGUUCAGCGGCUCAAUAACAGACUUCAAGACAACCUGUCAGCCUUCAUCACUUUACAAGUUGACUACCUUUACCAUUCCUGCUCCAGUCAAAUAUCUUCUUGGAUUUGGUGGUUUGACACAGGAUGAGGUGUGGCUUUAUCCAAUGCAGUUCCACUCCAUUGUUUUGUCACUCUUCAGUUCAUUGAUUGCACCAUUUGGUGGUUUCUUUGCCAGUGGAUUCAAAAGGGCUUUUAAAGUCAAGGACUUUGGUGAUACCAUUCCUGGACAUGGAGGUUUAGUGGAUCGCUUUGACUGUCAGUUCCUCAUGGCAACUUUUGUUUAUGUUUACCAUUCCACUUUCAUAAGGGCACCCCAACCACACAAGGUAUUACAGCAAGUUUUGUCCCUGAAGGCAGAACACCAACUCAACAUCUACAAAGAGCUCAAGUCCAGCUUGCUUAGAAGAGGUAUAUUAUAGUGGAUUCAGCAGUGUAACCACAACCCACCCAUAUUUAUCUUGUUAAUCACUUAUUAAUAGUGUUAACUUAAUUACCAGGGUUAUGAUAAUUGUGCAUGUCAAUUAUUAUAAGCUAUGGGUAUCCUUGUACAGUAGUUAUAUCACUAAGUGUAUUUUAUGGCUUUUGGUUUUCAUAAUUAUGUUUUCAAUGUAAGUGCAAGCAAGUUGAAGUCUGUUACGUAAAAUGAAAGGAAAAAAAAAGUUGAGGGAUGCCUACCUUUCUGUAAAGUUUCAACAUGUUGAGUCCCCUGAUGUGUAUUGGGAAACACAAGAUUAUCUGUAUCAGAAUUCAGAAAGCUUUCAUCAGGUCCUCUUUGAUAAUGCAGAUGCCCUGAGAUAAAAGUCUAAUGUCACUGGCUCAAUAAAGUUAACCAAAAAAAACAACAACCAACUAAAAGAGAGUUUUUCAGUGGACUCUCUCCUGCUCCCAUAAGUAAAAAUCAAAUUUAUUUUGUUAUAAAUUUGUUAAUUUUUGUCACAAUAAUAUAUACAGUAACCUAGUUUUUACUCUAUCUGUACAUUUCUAAUUUUGUUUUUACUUUCUACUUUUGUGUUAUCCUCUGAUUUUACAUAUGUUCUGUCUAACUAUGGAUUCUAUAGUUAUCUGUAUGAAGAGAACAGUGUCACCAACUUAAAUAUAUAGUUCUUCAUAUCUAUAUUUGAUUUUGAUAAGAAAUGCAUGGUGAUAUGAAGAACAGCACCUUUUCUUUUCUUUUAAAGUGGCUAUGAGAUAGAUAAAUAUCUUAGAAGUUGUAAUGACCAAAGAGAUUAAUGAAGGCUGACGCUGUGAAGUUGUGACGUGGAUUGUAAACAAAGUUGACAUGUCACAGCAAAAUGAUGUAGUUCCCGUGAAAAAAAGGAAUAUUGGGUGUAAGUUAUCAAGCAGCUGAUUUGUACAAUACAUUUUAAUAACCAUGUAAAAUGAUGUUCAUUGGUGUAAUAUAAAAACCUGAUGUGCAAUAUUUUAUGAAUAUCUGUUGUAUUAAUGACAUAGUAUUAAAGGUGAUUUAUGCACAUAGAUCUGUAA